Symbiodinium necroappetens is the source of this 1349-nucleotide messenger RNA. NCBI's taxonomy places the organism in Eukaryota, Dinophyceae, Suessiales, Symbiodiniaceae. The record is from the annotation of a GenBank genome assembly.
GGCGGCUCUAAGACAGCUAUGCCCUCCGGGCCAGAGCAGCUACGACUGCGGCUCACGGUGCUGCAGAACACGCUUAUCAUGCUACAGCUAAGGCACCCUGGCCGCCGAGAGCUCGAAGGCGUUAACUUCGCGCUAUUCGAGAAGUACAAGGAGUACCUCUUGGGCGACUACUGCUAUGGCCUCCGCUCCAGCGAGGACUCUGGCUCGCUAGUGCCGCCCUGGAGUUUGGUACUCAGCUACGAGCACGCAAUCAGGAAGCAUGCCUACAAGGUCAUGGCUACCGGCUACCGCCGGCUACACCUUCGGGGCUGCGCUAGAAACGGCAAGGGCAAGGAUGGCAAAGGAGAAGCUCAAGGCGCCGCUACUGCCGCUUUUAGUGUCGGCACCGUCAGCUACAACCAUGGCUCCCUCCACAAGGUCCGCCAGAGCUACCUCGAUAGGAUUGCUGCUAAGGAAUUUGACCUCGGCCCGUUCGCAGCCAUGAGUGCCCGCGAGGUGGCCGCAUUGGUGGCUGAUGGUGCAGCUACGUUCCUCGCUAUGGAGCAGCCCGAGGACUUGGGUGCGCUAGCUAGCUUCGGCACUCCCUAUGCUAAGCCGACACGCCUGCUACUGCACACAUCGCUACCCAUGCCGGACUGUGUUUACGAAGGGCCCCCGGGUGCUGGGCGGGACGGGGCCCCCCCGAAAAGGACGCUAGAACUCGUCCUCGCGAGGGUGGGCUCCUUGGAGCAGCUAGAGAAGGAAGCCUUCCGCAUGGCCGCUGGCGGUGAGAAGGGCUGUACCCUCGCUAGUGACCAAGACCUACAUCACCAGCUACGCGACCUCUGGAAGGACUGGCUAGAAGCCCAAGACUUGGGGGAGCCUGGGCUGCUAGAUGUGGCGCCGGGGCAACCUCUACACCUCAGGCUACUUCGCGCUAUGCUGGAAGCCGCUGGGGACCCUGACAGGGAAUUCCUUCGACAAGCAGAAGAGGGGCUACCAGUAGGCAUACUGGACCCGCUACCUCGGACCCCGCACGUCUUCGAGGAGCAGGUGAAGUGGCUGCUAGAGAACUUCCCCUGGGAGGCCUCGCUAGCGUGGGUGCCUAACUACAGCUCGGUGGAGGAGCACGCCGACUUCGCUAGAGCCAAGUUCGAAGAGGAUGUUAGCGAGGGGCUCAUGGCUAAAAUGUCCAUGGGAGAGUUCCUGGAGCGCUACGGGGAACAUACCGCUAUUGCGGCGCUCGCUGUCAUCGUUGAGGACGAGGAGCUAGACAAGAAACGCAUCAUACAUGAGGAAGGCGAGACUGCCUUCUCCGUCGUGGGCGACAUCGCCAAGGCCCACCGCCGCUACAAACACUCUGCUAAGGA